Molecule: messenger RNA, 990 nt
Organism: Saccostrea cuccullata (small rock oyster)
Lineage: Eukaryota; Metazoa; Mollusca; Bivalvia; Ostreida; Ostreidae
Exons: 1
Coding region: 1-990 (329 amino acids)
Source: RefSeq, a predicted model, not a curated record
AUGGCUACCGCCCAGGAACAGGACAUUAUUUGCUGUCACUUGUGUCCCAAGCGUGUAGAACAUCACUGCAAUCUUUGUCAUGUGGACCUCUGCCUCACAUGUGUACCAAAUCAUAUGGCUGACACAUCUAGGGAUCAUGAAAUUGUUGGAUUCACUUUUUCUGGAAAACUGAAAAUGAUGGAUGACCCUGUGGUUCUUAAAACUGUUCAAAGUCCUUAUGGGGGUAAUCACUGGCUUUGGAGAAUACAGUGUGUGGGAAGAGAUAAGAUCUUGGUUUGUGGAAGUGACAGUACAAUCAAAGAAAUAGACAAGGAUGGAUCCAUUCUAAACACAAUACAUACAAAUGGUAAUGUUUGGGCAUUAUCAAUUAAUUUUCUUCAGGAGCCGGUGUUUUUUACGGUAGGCAUACAUAAAAAAGAUGUAUGUAUUUAUACUAAAAAUGAAGUCAAAGUUUUGUUAAGCAUACAUGACUGGUAUUGUUAUGGACUGAACUGUACAGUAAAUGGGGAUCUGCUGGUAAGCAUGCGAUCAACAGAUUGUACACAAAGUAGAGUAGUGAGAUACUCUGGGACAACAGAGAUUCUGAAGAUCCAGUAUGAUAGUCAGGGUCAACCUCUGUUUUCUAGUUUUGAACAUGUGCUUCUUCUGACUGAGAAUGGUAAUGGUGAUAUUUGUGUUGCUGACCGUGCUGGGCAUGCUGUUGUGGUAGUGGAUUCUACUGGGGGAUUACGAUUCAAGUAUAAAGGAAACCAGUCCAAACAUUCAAUGUUCGCACAAUUUCAUCCAAUGAACAUUGCCACUGAUGUCAACACUCAAAUACUGAUUUCUGAAGAGUCACAGAACAUUAUCCACAUUAUAGACUGUGAUGGUAACUUUGUGCGUUAUAUUAAACAUCCGUGUAAUGGAGGAUUGAGUGUUGAUGCUGAUCACAAUCUUGUUUCUGGGGACAUUUAUACAGGCGAGAUGAAAAUUAUCCGAUAUUUAGAGUAA